AUGCUGUUCUUAGCUCGACGGGCCGUAGCCCGCGGGGCUGCUGUGUCGACCUGCGGUUUCUCGGGACUCCGAUCAAGGUCGACAAGGAGUCUGCUGUCCACUCUUGCUCUGUUGGAGCAGAGAGAGGGCCAAUUGAACCACGGUUCUCUGAGCGCUAUUACUGCGGCGAAGAAGCUGGGUGGUCCUGUUCACGGCUUCGUGGCGGGAAGCAACAUUAAGGCUGUCGCCGAGGAGGCAGCCAAGGUCGAUGGUGUCGAAAAGAUUAUUGCCGUUGACAACGCCGCGUACGAAAAGGGCCUCCCUGAGAACUACGCGCCGCUUUUGGUCGAAAACAUCAAGAAGGGCGGCUACACCCACGUUAUCGCCGGACAUACUGCCUUUGGCAAGAACUUAUUACCCCGUGUUGCCGCACUCCUGGACUCCCAGCAAAUUUCCGACAUCACUUCCAUUGAGAGCGAAAACACCUUUGUCCGCCCCAUCUAUGCCGGCAAUGCUAUCGCCACUGUCGAGUCUGCCGAUCCCAUCAAGAUCAUCACCAUCCGAGGCACCGCCUUUCCCGCGGCGGAGGUCGCCAGCGGCUCGGCUGCCGUCGAGGAGGGUGUCGAUCCAAAGUCCGAGUCUACCACCGAGUGGGUCUCGGAGGACUUGGCCACCUCCGACCGUCCAGACCUUGCGACCGCCAGCAGAGUUGUCUCUGGUGGCAGAGGCCUCAAGUCAAAGGAGGAGUUUGACAAGAUUAUGCUGCCCCUAGCAGACUCGCUAGGUGCUGCGGUUGGUGCAUCCAGAGCAGCAGUGGACAGUGGAUAUGCAGACAACAGUCUACAGGUCGGCCAGACUGGCAAGGUCGUCGCACCUCAGCUGUACUUGGCCGUCGGCAUUUCGGGUGCCAUCCAGCAUUUGGCGGGUAUGAAGGAUAGCAAGGUGAUUGCUGCCAUCAAUAAGGAUGCCGACGCGCCUAUUUUUCAAGUAGCGGAUGUUGGUCUCGUUGGCGAUUUGUUCGAGAAGGUCCCUGAGCUGACCGACAAGAUCAAGCAGUGA
Molecule: messenger RNA, 1038 nt
Organism: Colletotrichum karsti
Lineage: Eukaryota; Fungi; Ascomycota; Sordariomycetes; Glomerellales; Glomerellaceae
Product: electron transfer flavoprotein subunit alpha
Exons: 2
Coding region: 1-1038 (345 amino acids)
Cellular component (GO): mitochondrion
Molecular function (GO): flavin adenine dinucleotide binding; electron transfer activity
Source: RefSeq, a predicted model, not a curated record